Messenger RNA from Williopsis jadinii, 1815 nucleotides. RefSeq names its product Zn(II)2Cys6 transcription factor domain-containing protein. The coding region runs from base 1 to 1815 and encodes 604 amino acids. The transcript has 3 exons. Gene Ontology annotation, biological process: regulation of transcription by RNA polymerase II. The record is from RefSeq and is a predicted model, not a curated record. Gene Ontology annotation, molecular function: zinc ion binding; DNA-binding transcription factor activity, RNA polymerase II-specific. Lineage: Eukaryota; Fungi; Ascomycota; Saccharomycetes; Phaffomycetales; Wickerhamomycetaceae.
AUGGUGGAUAACAUUAGCAGGGAGAAUGUUCAGAAAGUGGAUAAAUUGAUGAAGAGACCCAGAAGGAAGCACAAGAAUUCGAAGCUGGGGUGCGUUCAAUGCAAAGAGAGACGUAUGAAGUGCAACGAGGAGCUUCCAGAGUGUCGGAACUGUCGUAUAAGACAGGUCAAAAUCAAAUGCAGUUACCUCUCUUUCACAGAGGAUGAGAAGAGGAGCUUCCUGGAGCAAAAGGCCAAACAAGACGCCGAAUUUGAAUAUAUAUCCCCAGGAUCUGUGGAAUCCCCGGAUCAAUCAAAUAAACCGAUCACUGUCCAACUCGUCAAGCAUGAGAGACCACAAGCGUUACCCUCACAAAUGGCUAGAUUCCUGAAGGAAACCACUUUUUCACAACAUGGGAGAAUCUUUUACCUGAAUAUUGUAAACCAAAUGCUUCUCUCAAAGGAAUCAUUUAGCUCUGUGUUGAGCCUGUCGGUGUUAUGGGUGCACAUGCAAUUAAAGAAGAAAUACGAAGCAUUGGGACUGAUCACACAAGAGACUGAACAGACACUACAAGCAUUGUUAAGGAUUGGAACGAUGCUGAAAUCAGAAUGCAUAAUGCAUUUGAGAAAGAUCGUCUUGCGCUUGAUUAAGGCUCAAGAUGCUAAUGAUUGGAAAGAAGUUAUGAUCCAGUACAACAAAGUUAAUGGUCCCACCUUGUGCCUACAAUCAUCUGAUAUUAUUACGUAUAGUAGCCUUAAACACUAUUACAUCACAGGGUCUUUACAAAUGCUUAAAAUGCUCUAUGAGAAUACCAAGGAGGAUUCCCCACAGACACGAUUCAUAGUAAAGGGCCUCUUGCACAUUCAUCGUUCACUUUUCGUUCCGAACUAUCCACCUGAGGUUUUUGACGAGAUUAAAUCGGUGUUGAACGAUUUCGAAGGAUUUAUAGAGGAGACCAAUGAUGAAAUGCUACUUUGGAACUAUAGAAAGCUGAUGGAAUUUUUAAACGAGGAUCUUGAUCCUGAAACUUUGAAAAAACGUGCUACUCCUACAAGUGUUACCUCUUAUCCAGCUUCAUUGAUUUACCUCUUGUUUUGGAAGUUUUAUCAGCUGGUACCAAGCGAAGCACAUACAAUAAAUAGCUGUGGUUCCCCUGUUCACAAGAUUUUCUACCUAUACAUAUACAUGAUUGGUCGUGUUCUGGAUAACGUGUUUCCAGAGGCUAGAUACUUUACACAGUUUAGAUUCAUCGGAGUGACAACGGUAUAUCCAUAUACAAUGGAUGAUUUGAACUUUGGAAUGACGCCAGAAUUGAGACCAUUUCUGAACUAUGGUAAUCGAUUGAUGGCAUACUUUUUCAUUAGAGAUGACUUAUUUAACAAGUACCUGACUAUUGAUACUCCAUUUCCAGAGAGACUGGCUGAAAACAGGUUCAAAUCCCGCAAGCUUAAAGUCCACGAAGAAUUUGUCACCAAGUUCAGAGAAACAGUACUAAAGCCUUGGAACUAUCCCCAGGUUGGAUGUGGAGCUACAACACCAGUUUCUGACUCUUCCAAAUCUACUGAGUCGUUUUCAAGCCAUUUCAACUCUGCAUACGCAUUUGACCUUGGAUUUGAGAGGGCAUUAUCACUAGAAGAGGCUGAACCACAGAUGGACCGUUUUGAAGUUCCAAGAUUGGACCAAGUAGACCCAGCAACUGGGUUCCUACUACAAGAUUAUGACCCUAAAAAGGACCUUUAUGGACCAGGAUUGGCAGACACUGUAACAACUAUAGAGGAACUGCGAAAGUACCAGGAGGACCGUGAAGUUCUUAUGAAGAUGUUUAUCGAAACAUAA